AUGCGUUUCCUAUCCGUGACUCUCCUCUCCCUGCUCUCGCUGACAGCGAGCGUCACCGCCGAGCUGCAGAUCGAAACCACCCACGCAGUCGAGUGCACGCGCAAGACCACCAACGGCGAUACCGUCCACAUGCACUACCGGGGCACAUUGGCGUCUGACGGCAGCGAGUUUGAUUCGAGCUUCAAGCGGAACGCGCCUUUGAAGUUCAAGCUUGGAACGGGCAGAGUGAUCAAGGGAUGGGACCAAGGUCUUCUCGACAUGUGCAUUGGCGAAAAGCGCACCUUGACUAUCCCGCCUGAACUUGGAUACGGGGAGCGAAGCAUGGGCCCGAUUCCCGCCGGGUCGACCUUGAUUUUUGAGACCGAGUUGGUGGGCAUUGAUGGCGUGAAGAAGGAUGAACUUUGA
Penicilliopsis zonata CBS 506.65 is the source of this 405-nucleotide messenger RNA. RefSeq lists its product as hypothetical. Gene Ontology annotation, biological process: protein peptidyl-prolyl isomerization. Lineage: Eukaryota; Fungi; Ascomycota; Eurotiomycetes; Eurotiales; Aspergillaceae. The record is from RefSeq and is a predicted model, not a curated record. Gene Ontology annotation, molecular function: peptidyl-prolyl cis-trans isomerase activity. The transcript is spliced from 2 exons. The coding region runs from base 1 to 405 and encodes 134 amino acids.